GUCCCAGCCUGCUCCGCGGCCACGCAUGCUUCCUGACCGCCUCCCUGGGGCGCUUUCCAGCCCGCUGCCUCCGGGCUUCCCAGCCCGCUCCGGCCGGGAUCGGGCUGGCCGAGCCCCAUGGGGUGAAGGGCGGAUGGCGGCGGCCGCGCUCCAGGAUGGAACAAGUGGUGUUUGGUAUUUCCUGCACUGGACUGGGCAGGCUGGAUUCAGAAAGCACAGAGGCUCAACACUGAGACAUAGACCAUAGAUAUUGUCUACUGAAGUAAGGCACGUGCAGUGGAAAAAAAAAUGUUCUUCUAGUCCCGGGGGAAGUUUGAUUCUGAUUACUGGUGAGCUUUUUAAAGUUUCCUUUCUGAUCUCUGACAUUUGCAGAAGAACUGACGAUACAAAGGACAAUGCACAGUGUGUGUCCUGAUGACAUUUUGUGUGCUGCGACAUGGUUCUUGUCAUGGCAUCUGAGACUGAAAAGGCCCACGCUCUUCUCCAGACUUUCAGCACAGCGUCAGUUCUUUCCAGUCUAGGUUUGGGGAUAUUCUGCUUUGUAGCAGACAGACUCCUGCAGUUUUCCUUCAUUCAGCAAAAUGACUGGCUCCGAGCCUUAUCUGAUAAUGCAGUGCAUGGUAUACUGGGGAUGUGGUCCUGGGCAAUAGUGGUUGGACUCAGGAAGAAAAGUGACUUCACUGAGGUCACCCUGGCUGGCUUCCUUGCCUCUGUCAUUGAUGUGGACCACUUCUUUCUUGCUGGAUCUCUGUCAUUAAAGGCUGCUCUGACUCUUCCACGGAGACCACUUCUUCAUUGUUCUACUGUGAUUCCUGUGGUGGCUCUGACAUUAAAGUUUAUCAUGCAGCUUUUCAGGCUUAAAGACUCAUGGUGCUUUCUUCCCUGGAUGUUGUUCAUAUCCUGGACUUCUCAUCAUGUCCGUGACGGGAUUCGUCAUGGCCUCUGGAUCUGCCCGUUUGGAAAAACUCCUCCCUUGCCGUAUUGGCUGUAUGUGGCAAUUACAGCAUCUUUACCUCAUCUCUGUUCAUUUAUUAUGUAUUUAACGGGCACUAGAGAAUUAAUGUCCAUAAAACAUGGAAUCCGCAUUGACGUAUAGGAAUAAUGGCUUUUAAAGGUGGUUUGUGCAAGCGCUUGAAAUAACCUGCCUGUCUGUCACUGAAGGGUUUCCUUGUGUUUCCUACACCUUCUGAAUUGGGCAUUUUAAGGUUGUGGAACCAAUUACAGCUCUUGUGUCAGUUCCUUGUGGUCACAGAACCUAUUUAAUGACUGAUAAUAAUUUUAUAUCUGUUCAUUUCCCUUGUACAAUGUGUGGGUCUUCCAUGAUAGUUCAUGCAUAGCAAGCUGAUUAUAAAGUACUUAGUUUCUCUCUGUAGUAAUUACAUUACAUUUUACUGUUAUGAUGCCAUUCAUUUGAUCACCAUUCAUUUUGGAUUUGUAUUCUGCCUCUGGAGAAUACAUUUCAUCCAGAUAGUAUUUGUAUAGCACUUUAAAAAUGUGAAGUUCUAUAUAAAUGCUAGGUAUUAUUGAGGAUUUAAUAGUGUAUGGCAAUUCUAAAAAAAUCCCUGUUAGUCUUUCUAAUUUAUUAAUAUGUUAAGAGUCCUGCUGGAUUUUUGCAUUCAACCAUUUUAAAAGAAACACCACCUCUAUUUCUCACUGUCUAUCCACACCUCUUUCAACCUGUAAUCACAGGGUGUUUUACUAAAUUCUGCAUCUCCCUGUAGUUGUUUGGUACUAAAUUUAUUAAAUAAAUAAUUACUAGCCUCAAAAUUAGAAAGGAGUAGACAGAUUGGUAGUGGUAUUAUGGUGUGUUGGCCAAUUUGUUUAAUUUUUAAAAAUACACUAAUUAUUAAUACCGUUUGAUUUGAAACCAGGGAAUUUUAGUAAAUAUUUAAGAAUUGUGUGAAGAUUCAGGGAGACACAAGAAAAUAAAAAUUGCUUGUAACACAGGUUUGCUUAAAGACAUUACUACUCAUUAAAGCAUUUUCCAUUAAGUGCAAUAUAAUCCUCAUAAGUGUAAAAUAAAAUGCAUUAUUAUUAUUACUGUUAUUAUUAUUAUACUACAGAAAUACAAAUUUCCUCAUAAAGAAGAUCCAUAAAGAAAAGUGUUAUUAUGCUGCAGUUUAUGAGGUAGUAAUUUGCACUAUGGACUAUUCAGUUUUCAUUUAUAGACAUCUCUCAGAAAGAGUCUCAAAUUAAAAGUUGUCUGGUCUUGUCUAACUAGACAAGACUGUCUAGACUUGUGUAGUUUAUGAUGUACAAGCUGAGAAUGUCUACUAAUAAUUUUUAAAUUUUUUAUUCACUGCCCAUUAAAGAGAUGGGGCCUUAACUACUCCAGCUUGUGAUGAAUAGCUGUCAAAGGGGAUCAUUUUUAUGGAACUGCAUGUAUAAGGUAGCAUGUGUUUAACUUAGGUUACCAAGGGGUGUAAAGGUUUACGUGAUGUGUACAUUUACAUUAUUAAAUGUAUAUUAGAAUAAAGUUUAAAAAAAAUUAUUGAAUGGGAUGCCUGUCAUAAUGCGUACCAGAAGCUUUUUCUGUGGCUGCAGAAUCCGUAAGGCCGUAAGGCUCUUUGCAGCACUCUAUGCUAAUCAUGGAAAGUGUUGCGCUUCUUUAAAAUGUGUCUUUGCACCAAAAGAAUAGUCCCUGUCCUGUCUGUUUGUCAUGUUAGAAAUGUAUGCCAAUGCAAACUUGCCUGAUAGUACAGUGGGCCUGUCUAGCCUUUAUUAUAAAAUGAAUAAAAGGUUUCUUUGUUGGAAAGAAGAUUGGAAGAGCAAAAUAUUCCUUAGAGGGUUAUCUUAUGCAGUGGAUUUCUGUCCUUUAGAGUUUUCCAGAAACAGCAUAAGAAGUGUCGACAGAGUUUUCCAGAAACAGCAUAAGAAGUGUCUUGCUUUAGAGCUUCAGAUCAAAAUUGGUUUUCAUCCAAAAGGCAUGAUGGUUUACUAGAGGAGCAUUGCUCAUUCAUUUACUUCUGUCCUGUAUUUUAAAUAAGUACAGGCUAUGAAAUGCCAAUAAUGAAUAAAUUUUGUGCAAGGGGUGAACACUGAAACCUGUGUAGAAAAUUUUCUGUAUUCUUGUUUCAUGAUAUAAAGUUUGUAUAAUUUUGUGCUUUAUCCAGAUUUUUUGCAAAGGGAAAUGUACAUAGGAGCAAGGUGUAGAAUUACACUUUCUCACUUUCAGACUGUAGCCAUAGUGUUUCUGGUAACUGUAUGUCUACCCACAGUCCUUAAGAUCAGCACUGUAGUGUUCUAGCUACGUUUAAGGACCUGUUAAUGGGUACAUAUUCAGUAGUUUAAAAGUACAUAUUUUAAUUCUCUUUAUGUCUAGAUAUUUCUGUGUGAGCUUUAACAAUAACUUUGAGCUGUAUUUUGAGACACCAUUGUUUUCUGGCCAUGUUCUUAUACCAGUUCUACCACAGGUGAACCCCACACAGACACAUCUUAAGGAAAGUAGCAAGUACUUUGUACAGUGACUUCUCUCCCUCCAGACAGACAUGGCAGUCUCACACCUCAGCCUGAUAUUUGGGCAGCUUUCACUGAGACCAUCAAUCUGACACAUGGCAUGUACUGCUGUAAUUUGUGGGUAGCCAGGGUAGGGUGCAAGGGGGAAGUCAGGUGUUUGUUUCAGCCUGUGUGUCGUGGGCAGAGUGGAAGCUACAGAGAUUAUAGAGAAGCCCCCCUUUUGAGUCACGAGGCACAGACAGGACACUCUUGCUUUCUGAACUCCUCUUAGAGGCUUCUGGGUGCAACUGGAUCCAGCCUUAGCCCCGGACCCUCUCAGUGGUUUAUGUUAAUGGAUUAAUUAGGCAUUGUUGUACCUUUCACGGCUUUGUCCCAUAGGAUUAAGGAUGACAAACCAGAGGAACUUAUAUAAAAAUAAAUUAGGGUGAUUAUUAGGGUUAUAACUUACUAUGAUAAUGAUGAGACUAAAAGGUCUUAAUCAGAAUUAUUUACUGCAUUAUUCCAGGUAACAGAAUAAUUAAUUACUGCAUUAUUCAGGUAACAAUUUACUACACAGAAUAGAUAGCUAUAACUGCUAGUCUAGUUACUUCACUAUUUUUGAAGCAUUAUUGAAGCAAUCAUAUCAACGGUAGCAAAAGAAAUUGUGAAGUAGAGAUUGAUUUUACUCACCCAUACUGAUGACUGUGGGCAAAUCUCUUUCUCUCAGCUUUGAGGGGUAACCUUGAGGCAAAUCCCAACUCAAGGAAGGAAUCUCCAGAAAGGGGAUUGUUGGAAGACUCUUCCCACUCAUUAAAAAGUGGGAGUGGGCCCUGUGUUUCCAGGCCAGUGGUGUCAGCUCAGCAUCUUCAGAUAAGUUAGUAGUAGUAGUACCAGUUGUUUGUUGCUUUUUCUGGUACUUUAUCAGAUCUGCCACAGGUUCACCUUUCUAUCAGGAGUGUUUAACUCUAGGAUUGAUGAGUCAGGCUGGUUUCAGCAUCUUCAGCACUAAAAGCACCAGGACAAUCCCCUCCUCCAUUCACCACUGACAGCUUUGCAAACAGGGAAUUAUUCCAGCUGUUUUACUGCCAUCCAGGCAGAGCAUCCUGGUACACCUCCUCACCCAAGACCUGCCUGCCACAGGCGAAUUGCCCAAUAAUUCCUUACUAGGAUUUCAUGUGCAUUGUAAAUUCACUGAUGUUUCUAACUAUGCAUUGAUAACAUGUCUAGCAAAACCAUAAAAAAAUAAACCAAGAUACUAAAAAUAUAAUGACUUUGUGCUUUACUGCAUGCAUUACUAUAACAGGUAAAUGUAACAUAGAAAAAGCAUGUGAAUUGCACAAAAUGUGGCUUGCAGAGCCAAGCUAAUGAUGUUUUGUACAAUACAUAUCACUGAAAUACUAGGUUUUUCAGUGAUUCUUUUAAUAUGCCAAUCUAAAAAUUAAAUUUUCCAUGUAUUUUCAAGUUGAGCUUAAAAAAUUGAACAAAGUGCUGUGGUUUUGUGACUUACUUUGUUAGAACUGUGCUAUUUUUUUUUUUCUUGCUUUGAUGGAUUUCUGCUAAAAAUGUAUGCACUGUAAAACUAAGUACUAUUAGCCCAAGUUAAAGAAAAAUGUUUUUUCCCUCAGUCCUGGAGAAAUAAGAUAAAAUUUCUCCUAAUUGCCUAGUGGCCUUAACAGAAUGCGUGAACAUGUUUCAUAUAACUUGAUAUUCUACUUUAAAAUCUAAUCUGUAUCUCACCUGACUGUUGGCAUCACAUUUUACUACAGUGCAGUAUAUAUUAUAUCAUGUGCCUUUAAUAAGGUACUGUUAAGUGAAUUAUUCAUAAUUGAUCCCAUGUCCCAAGGAAAAUGAUGUGAAGUUUGAAUUAAACCGAAGUAAUUCUUACAGCACGCUACUGAUACUGAAUUAUUAUGAGAAGAACAUUUCCUCUGCUAGUGGAAAUGAAGUUCCAGAGAGAGAAGGGGUUAAAAUUCAGUCUGAAGGAAAUGUUAGUACACAGUUAAUUUUGGACACAUACGCUUUUAUUCCAUCACUGUCAGUAUGAAGCUAGGUGAUGAAAUGCAUCAGAAGAGUACAUGUCUGUUUGUAUAACUGAGCCAAUCUGAAUUCUGCCAAUUAUGCAAAUUUAUUCAGGGCAGAAGAAACUUUGUAUUCUAAGUGUUACUUUGUGAGCUUUGAUCAGUUGGUAAUUUUGAGCCCACAAACUAGGUUUUUUUUCCCUGCUACAGGCGGACCUUGCUUUGAAGCAAAGGAAGAGCAGUCAACUUGAAGUACCCUUUGUGUUCAUCACAAAAAACCUUUUUCUUUUUCCUAAUGCUUUUCCUCAAAAUUAUAAGCUGGUACCUUCAGUUUUCUUAAAAUUUCCCAAAUUUUACACCCUCUGCAUUGAAUUUUUGAAUUUAUAUUUUCAAAUUGUAUAUUCAAAUGCUGCAUUGUAGAACUGUUGCCUGUUAUUUAAACCUAUUAUUUAAAACUGUUUCCUAUUAAUUAAAGUUAAACAGUACUUCUAAUUUUUUAUAUAUACAUACCUAUCUUUAUAUAUAUGUUUAUGUAUAUAUAUAUGUAUCACACACUGGUACUC
This is a messenger RNA of Serinus canaria (Common canary), 6016 nucleotides long. It is a transcript of the gene TMEM267, whose product is annotated as transmembrane protein 267. The coding region runs from base 437 to 1096 and encodes 219 amino acids. The transcript has 4 exons. Lineage: Eukaryota; Metazoa; Chordata; Aves; Passeriformes; Fringillidae. The record is from RefSeq and is a predicted model, not a curated record.